AUGCGAACAGAAGAGGGUAUGGCUAUAGUAAAAGAAGACAUGAAAAAAGAACGUGAAUAUGAAGUGAAUCAACGGAAAUAUGAAAUUGAUGAAGUACUCAAAUUAACUAAAGCUCAGUCGGCUAUUGACGUCUGUUUCUUAGUAGACUGCACGGGCAGCAUGUCAGCAUACAUCGAUGCAACAAAAACACAAAUUCGUCAACUUACUGACACUAUAAUUAAAUUACAUGCUACAAAACCUCAUCUCGCGUUCGUUGGUUACCGCGAUAUUGAUGAAAAUAUUGAGAAACUCGAUUUCACUGAUGAUGUGAACAUAUUCAAAAUGUAUCUAGAUCAAGUGAACGCAACCGGUGGUGAUGAUACAUGUGAAGAUGUUUUCAGUGCACUAGAGAUUAUUCCUCAACUCUCUUGGUCCAAUCCAAAUCAUAUAAUAAUUCACAUAUGUGAUGCGCCUUGUCACGGAAAAUCUUAUCAUAAACUUCAAGGUCCAGAUGCUGACAAAUAUGCAAAGGGCGAUCCAAAGAAUAGAGAACUUUCAAAGCUACUAUUAGAUAUUAAACGAUUGAAAAUAACUUAUUGUACAAUUCAACUGAAUGAAUCUACGAAGAUGAUGUUUGACGAGUUCGCUUUCAUCUAUGGAACAAUAUCAGAGAUGCACGUUAAAGAUCCAGCGGCUUUGAUGAAAAAUAUUUGUAUAACAACAAGCUCUUGUAUUUUGAGUGGCAUUGAGUCGACAAUGUCUUCGUUUCGUACAUCAGAUAAGACAAUAAAACCCUAUAUAAUGUUGAAUGAAGAACCCUAUUGGGAUGAUUUCGAAGCGCACACAGUUCAUACUAUUGAAAUUAUGUAUCCUAAUACAAUGAACGAUAUAUUUCAACCUUUAUUUGUUGGCAAAGGUAGUGGUCAAAUAAAGAUAGCACCCCAUCCAUUUACGAAAGGUUCACUUCGAUUCGCUUUUUAUGGUCAGUUUUCAAGUGAUGGAUGUGACCUAGUAGACGUUGUCUUUAAAGAAUUCAUCAGUAGUGAUCCAAGAGGUAACAGCUUACAAGUUUACCAAGAACAUCGUGAAAUUCAGGUUAUUGCACAAUUUCUAGCAGGCAAAUUCAAUACUGAACUGACCACAACAUUUCGGACGCCAACAUAUAUUAUAUACGCAGAUGCUGAUAUUGUCCAACAAAAGAACGACACAACAAAAAUCUACCAAGUGGAGCGACGCUUCCACCAGGCCUGGCAAAAAUGGAGCAAUAAUAGUGGCGGAGUGUCCGUAGCUGAAUAUUCAACAAUACUACAAGCAUUCUCUCAUUGGACACAUAACAUCACAGCUGGUCGUCUUAUGGUAGUAGAUCUGCAAGGUGCAAGAAGCGAAGGUGCUUAUUUACUUACUGAUCCUGCAAUACAUUGUGAUAAUAUAUUACGAUUUAAACAUACGCGUACUAACCUUGGCGUAAAAGGUAUGGGCAGUUUUUUCCGCACCCACAUUUGCAGUGAAGUAUGCUCAAAACUCAAACUACCAGUGCAACAAUUUCCAUCCGGCUCAGAUGAAAUUUAUCAAAUCUUAGAAUCAAUCGAUAAAUUGGAUUGUGAAACGAUUGAAUGUGAGCCGACCAUGCUAUACAAAGAUGAUUAA
This is a messenger RNA of Rotaria socialis, 1626 nucleotides long. NCBI's taxonomy places the organism in Eukaryota, Metazoa, Rotifera, Eurotatoria, Philodinida, Philodinidae. The record is from the annotation of a GenBank genome assembly.